Linnemannia hyalina is the source of this 2106-nucleotide messenger RNA. NCBI's taxonomy places the organism in Eukaryota, Fungi, Mortierellomycota, Mortierellomycetes, Mortierellales, Mortierellaceae. The record is from the annotation of a GenBank genome assembly.
AUGAACACGCCUGCAUCGUCCUCGACUGCCAGCUCUGGCUCUGAUGUCACCUCCAGUCCAGGGCCAGACACUCCCAAGAGAGAGUACAAGUUCCACGCGCCUGUCAGGAAGACUUAUGGAAGGGCAAAACCUGCAGAACAGCAGAGGUCAUCCUCCCCAGACCCAUGGUUCAGUCAACUCUCCUUCUCACCCUCCAACAGCACCAACACCAGUCCUGUCCAGCAACGUCGAUCACGGCUGUCAGGGUCCUUUGGAGAGCCAGCUUCUUCUGAGGCUUGGAUGACCCCGACUCGAGGCACUCUCAAGCUGAUUGAUGAGCUGAAGCGUGCUAAACUGGAUCUUGACAGUGACAGUGAUAGCAGUGACAGUGGUGAGGAUAAGGAGGAGGGCUCACAACAGCUGGAUAAUGUCUUCAAGGUGCGAAAAGCCUCAAUAAGUACCACACCCAGUCGGAAACGGCAACAGGUGGACGACGAGGAGGAGGAUGUGAGUGGAGAGGAUAUAAGCGAUAAUGCAGGAUCUGACAGGGCUUGCGAGCAGACGACUCCUUUGAGACAGCGGAAACGGCAGCUUCUCGAUUUGGACAGUUCUUCUCCUGUCAGGAGGUCUCCACGAUCCGUUCAGGGACGGGACAAGGUGGAUUUACACGACAUCAAGGAUAUUUUGACUCCGAGGUCAUCGUCGCCCUCACCGCCAGCGUCGCCGUCAAGGAGGUCUACCAGGACGAGCGUUGUCUUUCCUUGUUUAGUGACACCUGCCAGCUCAGCUUCCACAACAUCAACAUCGUCAAAACCUUCGAUCUCUACCGUUAAGAGUGAUGCAAAGAAACCAGCACAGCAGGCUACGAUAUCAUCAUUCUUCGCUACCAAGGCAGGAACAGGAACAGGGAUUUUGAAGGGGAAGGCUGGAUUGACCAACAACCAGAAACCUACUGGUCGUGAGGCCACCUCUACUACCACCGCAGGCACAGAAGAUAGCAACCAACAAGUGGCCAAAAGGACAACCUCUGGACCCAGCGCACCGCAUGAGGCACCCAAGAAGCUAGAACAACUAUUUUUGGCAUUUUCAAAGGAUCGGACCAAAUCCAACGCCACUAGCGUGACAUCUACUACGUCAAAGCAACGGCCUAUCACACCAGCCCGUCGACCCAACCAACUGCAGCGCGAGGACGACAAACUGAAACGGUACCAUUGCCCGCAGUGCGGUAUGCCCUAUGUCCGCGGUCAGCCUGAAGACGAACAAAUUCAUGACAGGUACCAUCGAGCUGCGCUGGGUGGGAUCGAUUAUCCUGGUUACAAGAAUGAGGUCGUUGUUGCUCGAUUCAGGGAUCAGGAAGUUGAGUCGUGUGUUGCUUCUGCUGGGCGUAAUGGUGGUAGUGCCAAGGGCAAUUCGGUAUCAACAUCUUCUUCGUCGUCGUCGUCGUCGUCGUCAUUAUUGUGGGGAGAAGCAUCGAGUUCACGGAUCGUCAUGGUUUCGAUGUCGGAUGCUGGUCGUGCCUCUUCUGUCUCUGCCGGCAGCUCCAAUUUUGAAAAGAAGAAGGUUAAGGAGGUGUUGGAGGUUGUAAACAGGGAGCUGGGUUCUGUGGAAUUCGAUCCGGAGCAAUUGUACUCUUGCAAGGUGUUUUUAUACAUCUCUGGCAAGAAGAAGGUCGUGGGCUGUGUCAUUGCAGAACGGAUCAAGGAGGGGUUUGAGAUCAUGACACAGACGGCAGGGUCAGGAUCAGGAGAGGCGCUCUUGGAGUUCAAGAUAGGCACCGCCACGUCUACAUCUACAACUUUGCCGUCUGAUUCCUUACUCUCAGGCGACUCCAAGUCUACCGAAAGACACGUGCAGGUGCAGCAAUUGGAUCAAGAUCGUGGAGGAGCAGCUAUCUUUUGCAGCAAAGUGCCUCAACCAGCGAUCUGUGGGAUUAAUCGGAUAUGGGUCUCGUCACAACACCGUCGUCAAAAGAUUGCGAGUCGCAUGUUGGAUGCGGUUCGAGAGCGGUUCAUCUAUGCCUGCAAGUUGGAGACCAAGGAUAUGGCGUUCUCACAGCCCACAGGUGAUGGCAAGGCUCUUGCACGGCAGUACCUUGGCACUGAUCGAUUCUUGGUCUAUGUCGAGUAG